Messenger RNA from Cloeon dipterum, 1851 nucleotides. RefSeq names its product F-box protein 42 (gene Fbxo42). Gene Ontology annotation, molecular function: ubiquitin-like ligase-substrate adaptor activity; protein binding. The record is from RefSeq and is a predicted model, not a curated record. The coding region runs from base 89 to 1744 and encodes 551 amino acids. Gene Ontology annotation, cellular component: SCF ubiquitin ligase complex. Lineage: Eukaryota; Metazoa; Arthropoda; Insecta; Ephemeroptera; Baetidae. The transcript is spliced from 7 exons.
AACAUAAUCUAUCUAUGAAAUCUGACUGUUCUGACUGAGUUUGGCUUGCUCAAAUUAGGGAAAGGAAAUUAGGAAUCAGCCAUCAAGGAUGAGUAAUCAAGGAGAUGAGUGCCUGCUGGACAGAUUACCCGACGAGGUGCUAGAAUUCAUCCUGUCAAAUGUGUCUCCCUAUCUUGAAUUGCAGAACUGUUCUCUCGUUUGCAAGAGGUGGCGAGAGCUAGUAAAAUCCGUCCGAAGAAGGAUCAAGUACAAUUUCAUGCAAGCCAUUGUUGAGUUCAACACCAGGUGGAUAGAAAUACCAGAAGUUCACCACUUCGUUCUAACAAUCGCCAAGAGACAUUCGCAUUCUGCUUGCUGCCAUGAAAACUCGAUGUACAUAUUUGGUGGAUGUACUUCUACCUCUUCAACCUAUAACGAUCUUUGGAAAUUAGAUCUCACCAAAAGAUUAUGGGUCCGUCCCCUUACAAUGGGCACGUAUCCCACCCCAAAGGCUUGUGCUUCAAUGGUCUGUUACAAAGGAAAACUGAUUCUCUACGGAGGCUGGAGUUUUCCUUCACCAUACCCUCUCCACCAGGCAUACACCUUAUUCAAUGAGCUGCAUGAGUAUUGUAUUGAUACCAACCGAUGGACUGCUUUGAACACAAUGACAGCUCCACCAUCAAUCGCUGGGCACAGUGCCACAAUCCAUGGUUCCAAAAUGGUUGUCUUCGGAGGAAUGCAGAAAGUUUCACAGUCAAAUUUUGAAAGGUCAAACCGAGUUUGGGUGUAUGAUUUUGAGACGAAUGACUGGUACCAUCAGCUAACUUCUGAAAUUAAACCAAAACCCCGCUUUGGCCACACUCAGAUCAAGCUGAGCGACACUCACCUUCUGAUCAUUGGUGGGGGAAGGCAAUACCCUGUCGUUUUUGAUGAUGUUUGGCUGCUGGACAUGAGCUGUGAAAAUCCAAAGAAAGAGUGGGUCUGGUCGCAGAUUGAAGUGAUUGGAAAAUACCUUCCCAACAAAGCAUGGUGCAAUUCUUCUGUGAAGGUUGGCCAGUAUGUGGUGACUUUUGCUGAGAACAUUCACGCAACUACUCUUCCCAUCUCCAAAAAGAACUUCAAACUUGGAUCAAAUAUAUGGGUUCCUCCACGCGAAGAUGAGAUUCCUGUUGAAGGACCUGCACCAAAACGAGUUCCCAUGGCGAGAGACAGAGACGUGAAUGUAAAUGGGCGACGAGGAGUGCUCCAGAGACGAAACAUCAGUUCUAGUAGCGAAGAGAGUGAUGCUGAGAACCCAACUCUUAAUCAGCCUCGACCCAGCAUUUCUAAUCUCCACGCUCGGCCAGGUGUAUCAGCAAUUGCCCAAAAUCCCAGCAGACCACAAGCGCAACAUAACAGGCUCAGGAACAGAGAAAGACAGAUGGAAACUUUGAGAAGAAUGGAAGCCCUGUACAAAAACAAAAACCCAAGCGCUCGCAAGCCUGUUGAAGUUCCAAAACCAAAAAGCACUCGGAACACAAUGGCCAUGUAUGUGCUAGACAUUUCGGAAGUUCUGACCCACAAAAGGGCCACUUGGCUGCCUCCAAAAGUUCCAUCAGAACCCUCUUAUGCACCUGAGAGCACUGUUCUAUACUCGCUGGUUCUUGGGAUGAACGAGCUCAUCAUGUUUGGAGGAGUCGAGAAGGAUGACCAAGAACUUAACAACUAUGAAAACACAGCAUGCUCACACUUAAGGAUUGUUUCGGCACCUAAAGAUAUAAUAUAAUUUAAAUCCUGACAGCUUUGAGUAACACCUGAAUUUAAAUUUAUUUGGUUCUGACUGUUGCCAAAAUAAAACAAAUACUGCAUGUAAAUUAAAACUUGCAAAUUUAA